Messenger RNA from Cucurbita moschata (crookneck pumpkin), 910 nucleotides. Its product is annotated as ESCRT-related protein CHMP1B-like. The record is from RefSeq and is a predicted model, not a curated record. Gene Ontology annotation, biological process: endosome transport via multivesicular body sorting pathway; protein transport; late endosome to vacuole transport. Gene Ontology annotation, cellular component: multivesicular body; ESCRT III complex. The coding region runs from base 120 to 731 and encodes 203 amino acids. NCBI's taxonomy places the organism in Eukaryota, Viridiplantae, Streptophyta, Magnoliopsida, Cucurbitales, Cucurbitaceae. The transcript has a single exon.
CACACGGCGCGUAUUCGUUCUCGUCGUUGCAUUCUUCUAAAAACCCUAGAAUAUAGAAUUGAAAUUCUCUGUAUCUUUUUCUUUUUUUUUUCCUGAGGAAAUUCAGUUCUGUUGUGAUCAUGGGUAAUACGGAGAAAUUGUUGAACCAGAUAAUGGAAUUGAAGUUCACGGCGAAAUCCCUGCAGCGCCAAGCGAGAAAGUGUGAGAAGGAGGAGAAAUCCGAGAAGCUCAAGAUCAAGAAGGCUAUGGAGAAGGGAAACAUGGACGGGGCACGAAUUUAUGCCGAGAACGCGAUCCGGAAGCGUACGGAACAGAUGAAUUAUCUCCGGCUCGCUUCGCGGCUCGAUGCGGUCGUGGCUCGUCUCGAUACGCAGGCGAAGAUGUCCACUAUAAACAAGGCUAUGGGCUCGAUCGUCAAAUCCUUGGAAAGUACUUUGGCGACUGGUAAUCUGCAGAAGAUGUCGGAGACCAUGGAUCAAUUUGAGAAGCAGUUUGUGAACAUGGAGGUCCAAGCUGAGUUUAUGGAGAAUGCGAUGGCAGGUUCGACUUCUCUGUCGACUCCAGAGGGAGAGGUUAAUAGUUUGAUGCAACAAGUGGCCGACGACUAUGGAUUGGAGGUUUCUGUGGGUCUUCCCCAGCCGGCAGGUCACGCUGUGCCAACCAGGGAGACCGAGAAAAUCGACGAGGACGACUUGACAAGGCGGCUUGCUGAGCUUAAGGCCAGAGGGUAAACAAUUUAUAUUAGAAUGAGAUCCUAUAUCAUAUCGCUGUAAAAUCUACGUAUUUCAUUGCUGACUUGUAUUAGUACCUACAAGAACUUAUAAUAUGUAUAAAUUUGAAGCAUUUGAUAUGCGACAUGCUUGCUGCAUACUGCACUGCAUAUUACAAUUGAUGCCUUUUCUAAAAUAAA